AAUUAUUCCCCCGUAUUACACUCCUUAUUUUGACUUGGGAAAGUUUUGUAAAGUCUUCCCUGUAACAUUCUCAUUGUGCAUUAUUCAUGGAGAAAAACAAUAUGCUGCUUAAUUGUUUCAUUGUUUGAGCGAAAUUAAACAUGAACCAUAUUGGCGGAUUCUCCAUUUCCUUGAUUAUAAUGGAGCUCCAAACCAUUUUUGUGCUCCUUCCGCUCAUCAUCUUUCUUCCUUUCUGUUGUUCUUCCUCUACAGACACCAUAAGAUUCAACGAAUCUCUUGCAGACGGCCAAGUACUAAUUUCCAGCGGAAAGAAGUACACUCUGGGUUUCUUCAGCCCCGGGAAAUCAACCAACCGCUAUGUCGGAAUUUGGUUCACCAAACUCCCCACACAAGAAGUGGUUUGGGUCGCCAACCGAGACGAUCCGAUCAACGAUACUUCCAGUUCGCUCUCAAUCGACCCCCGAGGGGGCGGCUUGGUUUUGAAUCAAAGAAUCAACGGUACUGCUGCUACUCUGUGGUCCAUAAAUGUUUCGACCGGAGAGAAUCCGGUCGUGGCUCGACUGUUAGACGAAGGAAAUUUCGUUCUGCUCCGACAGGACGGAGAUCGCGAGACGGUGGUUCUGUGGCAGAGCUUUGCUCAUCCAACGGACACGUAUUUACCUUACACGCCGCGAAAAACAGGACCGGACUACGCGAUCCGGUCCUGGAAGUCCCCUGACGACCCUGCAACAGGGGACUGGUCCUAUGUCUUGGAACCCAACGGGGUGCCUCAGUUGAUAUUGUACGAAGGCCGAACCAAACGGUGGAGGAGCGGACCGUGGAAUGGAUUCGCCUGGUCCGGGGUCCCCGACAUAGCUCGAGUCUCCUUCUUCAACUCGAGCGUGGUGAUCGACAAAAACGACGUCACUUUCACCUGUGGACUUCGGGAUCCUGCCGUCGUAGCCAGGGUCCACCUGCAUCCGUCAGGGACCCUGAGCCGCGACUUGUGGCAGGACAAGGAGGGUCGUUGGGACGAGGUGUAUCGAUAUCCAACGGAGACUUGUGACGUCUAUGGGAAGUGCGGGCCGAACGGGAACUGUGACCCUUUCAAAGUUGUAGGAGACUUCCCCUGCAUCUGUCUUCCUGGUUUCGAGCCCAGGUCUUCGAGCGACUGGUUCCUAAGAGAUGCCUUAGGAGGGUGCGUCAGGAAGCGAGCGACGAGGAAUCUGGGUUGUGGAGGUGGCGACGGGUUUGUGAAAUUGGAAAAUGCUAAAGUUCCUGACACGAGGACCGCUACAGCUGAUGCAGAUAUGAAUCUGAGCAGGUGUGAACAGGAGUGUCUGAGGAACUGUUCCUGUACGGCUUACGCAAGUUCUAAUUUGACGAGUGGGAUUGGGUGCAUGCGAUUGUACGGGGAUCUGGUGGAUACGAGAGUGCUUAUCGGUUUUGGACAAGACUUGUAUGUGCGAGUGGACGCAAUUGAAUUGGCCGAAUACAGGAAACAGUUGAAAGGGCAAAAGGAAAAUAUGAAGGUUUUAGCGAUUGUAUUGGCUUCUGUUGGUGGUACGGGCAUCAUAUUGGGGGCUUCAACCAUGUUUUAUUGUCUCCUGAAGUGGAAAAGAAAAGGAAGUAGUGGAGAUACCAAUCAUAUGAUUUCGAGAAUAAAGUCUGAGUCUCAAAAGGAAAACUUAUACGAAGAUAAAGAUUCAGUGGUCCCUACUUUUGAUGUACUAGACAUAUUUGCAGCCACCGAGAAUUUUUCUGCUGCCAAUAAACUUGGACAAGGUGGAUUCGGUUCUGUUCACAAGGGUACACUAUCCAAUGGGCAAGAAAUAGCAGUGAAAAGAUUGUCUCAAACUUCAAGACAAGGAAUUGGCGAAUUUAAGAAUGAAGUACGAUUAGUUUCCAAACUCCAACACAAGAAUCUAGCAAGGAUAUUUGGUUGUUGCAUUCACGGUGAGGACAAGAUGUUGGUAUAUGAGUACUUGCCAAACAGAAGCCUCGACUUCUUCAUCUUUGAUAAAACGAAAGGGUUGCUAUUGGACUGGAUGAGACGAUUUGAAAUCAUCAUAGGGAUUGCUCGAGGUUUAUUGUAUCUGCAUCAAGAUUCAAGACUGAAAAUCAUCCACAGAGAUUUAAAAGCAAGCAAUGUUAUGCUGGAUGCUACAAUGAACCCAAAAAUUUCAGAUUUUGGGAUGGCUAGGUUAUUCGGAGAGGAUCAAAUAGAGGCCAAUACAGAAAGAGUUGUUGGAACCUAUGGGUACAUGUCUCCGGAGUAUGCAAUGGAAGGCCUUUAUUCAACAAAAUCAGAUAUUUUUAGCUUUGGAGUCUUGACACUUGAGAUUGUGAGCAGCACGAGAAGCAACCAGUGUUACCAAGCAAGACCAUCCUCUAGCUUGAUUGGUUAUGUGUGGGACUUGUGGAGUGAAGGAAGAUCGUUGGACAUGGUGGAUUCAUCGACAAUGGGAGAAUCAUUUUCCACGGAUCAAGUCAUGAGGUGCGUUCAGAUUGGACUCUUGUGCGUCCAAGAAUCCCCAAUCGAUCGACCGAUUAUGUUAGAUGUUGUUUUCAUGUUGGGAAAUGCAAACACUCUUCCAUCUCCCAAGAAGCCCGCAUUCAUACUCAACAAAAAAUAUGAUGACGCAUAUCCAGCAAUGACCACCGCCACCGGAUCAUCUGGAGUUCCUUCCAUUAACCACUUAACAGGUACACUAUCUAGCGGGCAAGAAAUAGCCGUGAAAAGAUUGUCCCAAACAUCAAGGCAAGGAAUUCGUGAAUUCAAGAACGAAGUACGAUUAGUGUCCAAACUUCAACAUAAGAAUCUAGCAAGGAUAUUUGGUUGUUGCAUUCAUGGAGAGGACAAGAUGUUGGUCUAUGAGUACUUGCCAAAUAGAAGCCUUGACUUCUUCAUCUUUGAUAAAACUAAAGGCUUGCUAUUGGGCUGGAUGAGACGAUUUGAAAUCAUCAUAGGAGUUGCUCGUGGUUUAUUGUAUCUACAUCAAGAUUCAAGGUUGAAAAUCAUUCACAGAGACCUAAAGGCAAGCAAUGUUCUGCUAGAUGCUACAAUGAACCCCAAAAUUUCAGAUUUUGGGUUGGCUAAGUUAUUUGGAGAGGAUCAAAUAGAGGCCAAUACAGAUAGAGUUGUUGGAACCUAUGGGUACAUGUCUCCAGAGUAUGCAAUGGAAGGCCUUUAUUCGACAAAAUCAGAUGUUUUUAGCUUUGGAGUCUUGACACUUGAGAUUGUGAGCAGCACGAGGAGCAAUCAGUGUUACCAAGGAAGUUCAUCAUCUAGCUUGAUUGGUCAUGUGUGGGACUUGUGGAGUGAAGGAAGAGCAUUGGACAUGGUGGAUUCAUCAACAAUGGGAGAAUCAUUUUCCACGGAACAAGUCAUGAGGUGCAUUCAAAUAGGACUCUUGUGUGUCCAAGAAUUCCCGACAGAUCGACCGGCUAUGUCAGACGUUGUUUUCAUGUUGGGAAAUGCAACUACCCUUCCAUCUCCCAAAAAGCCAGCAUUCGUACUCAAUAAAAAGUAUGAUGAUGCAGAUCCAGCAACGAGCAGUGCCACUGGAUCAUCGGGAGUUCCUUCAGUUAACCGCGUAUCAAUAACCACUUUGGUAGCUCGAUGAUAUAUAGACGACAACCAUAUAUUGUAAGAGAAACAAAUUGGUGUUUCACUAUUCAUAAUUUCUUUUGUGUAAUUGCUAAUACUAGACAACUCUGUGCUUCUGGAUCUUUAGCUCUGCUUUGUUCAGCACAGAGGUACAAAUGUACAAUCAAACUAUGGGAAGAAGAAAACUUUAAUUGGUGAC
This is a messenger RNA of Linum tenue, 3788 nucleotides long. The record is from the annotation of a GenBank genome assembly. NCBI's taxonomy places the organism in Eukaryota, Viridiplantae, Streptophyta, Magnoliopsida, Malpighiales, Linaceae.